Messenger RNA from Aaosphaeria arxii CBS 175.79, 603 nucleotides. Its product is annotated as zincin. The transcript has a single exon. The coding region runs from base 1 to 603 and encodes 200 amino acids. Lineage: Eukaryota; Fungi; Ascomycota; Dothideomycetes; Pleosporales. Gene Ontology annotation, molecular function: metallopeptidase activity. The record is from RefSeq and is a predicted model, not a curated record.
AUGGUUGGUCUCGACAAUGAAUGCCCUCGCUGGUCCCCCGGGUCAGUGAUCCGCUGGUCUGCCUGGAGACAGGGAUUCAAGACUGAUGAAGACGCUGCGUUUGCUGCCGAUCAUCUCAACAUGGCAGCUGAGAAAUGGAACUCACUCAAUAUCGGGGUUACGUUUGAAUGGGUUCCUCUGGCCAAGGAUGCUACCUUCGUCCUCUGCCAUGGCGGCAGCCACGGUGGCGCCCUUGCACAGGCCUUCUUCCCCAAUGCCAAUGACCUCAAUUAUCUUCUCGUUUACAACCCCGCUUUCUCACUCAAGGGUUGGAAGGAGAAUAUGUGGAAGGUCUUCACCCAUGAGUUGGGCCACGUAUUGGGCCUUCGGCAUGAGUUUGCGAUGGACAUCAAUCCCCAAACGCGCGCGGUAUUUGAGACCGAGAAAGCUGUACAGCUUGGAGACCGGAACCCGAAUUCGGUUAUGGUUUAUGGGAGGAAGCCACCUGAGAUUCAGCAGUCUGAUAUUGAUUCUACUAAGGCGUUCUAUGCGAUGGUGGAUGAUGCUGAGGGCAAUCCACCUCGCAUUGGACUCACUGAUAUACGAGACUAUAGCCCCAUGUAG